AUGCCCCGUGAAGCAGAACCCUCCCUCAACGAGAAGGCGUUCGUCACGCAAGCCCUUCAGGAGCAGUUGCGACUCGACAACCGCGCCUUCGGCGACUACAGGCCGAUCGAGCUCAGCUUCGGCGACGAGUAUGGCGCCGCCGAGGUGAAGCUCGGCAAAACGAGAGUCCUCGCCAGAACCUCCGCCGAAGUCACAGUCCCCUACCCCGACCGCCCCUUCGACGGCGUCUUCAACAUCGUGACCGAGCUCAGCCCCAUGGCCUCCCCAGCCUUCGAGGUCAACCGCCCCACCGAGACCGAGGUCCUCCUCUCGCGCACGCUGGAGAAGACGGUGCGGCGGUCGGGCGCCCUGGACGUGGAGUCGCUGUGCCUGGUGGCGGGGCAGAAGUGCUGGUCGAUCCGCGUGGACCUGCACGUGCUGUCGCACGACGGCAACCUGGUCGACGCCGCGUGCCUGGCGGUGGUGGCGUCGCUGCGGCACUUCCGCAAGCCCGACACCAGCAUGGAGGGCGAGGUGCUGACCGUCUACACGCCCGCCGAGAGGGAGCCCGUCCCGCUGAGCUGGCUGCACUCGCCCUUCUGCGUCACCUUCAGCUUCUACGGGGACGACGCCGACAUCACGCUCGUCGACGCCGACUGGACCGAGGAGCAGGUGCGCGUCGGGAGCUGCACCAUCAGCCUCAACAGGCACGGCGAGAUAUGCCAGAUCGCGAAGCUCGGGGGCACGCCGGUCGACGCGGUGGCGCUUCUGCAGUGCGCGAGCGUCGCGCUGACCAAGGCGAAGGAGUUCUCGACCCUGGUGGACCAGAAGCUCGCGGAGGACGUCAAUGGCAGAGACAAGGGAGGAUUGCUAGCGGAGCUGUCGGCAGAAAAUGAGAGGCAGGUUGAGGUUUAG
This is a messenger RNA of Diaporthe citri, 894 nucleotides long. RefSeq lists its product as uncharacterized. The coding region runs from base 1 to 894 and encodes 297 amino acids. Gene Ontology annotation, cellular component: nuclear exosome (RNase complex); cytoplasmic exosome (RNase complex). The record is from RefSeq and is a predicted model, not a curated record. Gene Ontology annotation, biological process: nuclear mRNA surveillance; U5 snRNA 3'-end processing; TRAMP-dependent tRNA surveillance pathway. The transcript is spliced from 2 exons. NCBI's taxonomy places the organism in Eukaryota, Fungi, Ascomycota, Sordariomycetes, Diaporthales, Diaporthaceae.